Metarhizium robertsii ARSEF 23 is the source of this 1071-nucleotide messenger RNA. Its product is annotated as Ankyrin repeat protein. Gene Ontology annotation, molecular function: protein binding. The record is from RefSeq and is a predicted model, not a curated record. Bases 1 to 1071 code for a protein of 356 amino acids. NCBI's taxonomy places the organism in Eukaryota, Fungi, Ascomycota, Sordariomycetes, Hypocreales, Clavicipitaceae. The transcript is spliced from 3 exons.
AUGUCGAAAACUUCGGCGGUUGACAUGGCGAUUCGAGCAGGCAACUGGGACAUAUUCUGUCGAAUAUACAAGAAGAUGGCCUUAGGAAACAAUGAAAUUUCGCAACAGCACUAUUAUACUCUUCUAGACCAAACAGCUUUUAUUGCUCAGGUGGCUAUGGUUAAGGAUGUCUUAGGGACCGACCUGGAUGGCAAAGCUGACGGGGCAAAUAUUGCAUGUGCACUCAUUGAAGCGGUAACAUGGGUUGACUUGGCUAGAGCUCUUAAGGUGCUCCUUGAAAAGGGCGCUGAUCCGAACCGACGGGACGCCGCACGCAAAACCGCCCUUCACCAUCUGGGGUCACCGGCGCAUAGUAGAGAUAGGAGAGGUCCCAAGUGGUGCCUUCACGAAACAGGGAUUCGGUUGUUAUUGCAACUCGGCGCGUCUGUCACAGUCCGGGAUGAACUUGGCAACACGCCGCUGCACUACGCUGCGUUUGGAUCCAAUUUGCACAUCUUCUCCCUCUACACCACUGCCCUCCCUGUCAAUAGUCCACAUGGCAACGCGUUAAAAUCUAUCAAGAAUGAUAGCGGGGAGACACUGCUUCACUGGGCUGCCGCUGAUCAUGGCGCUGAUCCCCUUGCAUACAUAGCCGAGAGUUGGACACCGUUGCACUGUUUGUCGCUUUAUCUGGAUGACAGGGGCAGCAACAACGAGUUGGCAGAACUUGCCACGGAAUUAAUUGCCAGAGGUGUACCAGUUGAUGCCCGGGCUACCAUAUUGGCUGUUUCAACGACUGGUCGCGAACCACUCCGCGUGUCUAACCAGGACGUUGGCACCUGGGGCUCCCGCGUCGUUGAGCAUCUUCAGCCCAACAACAACGAGUCGCUUGCGGUGAUAAAAGACAGAACACCACUGCACUGGGCCAUGGUCCACGGUGCUGUUGGCAUGGCAAAUGUGCUGGUGGUAAACGGGGCCGACGUGAAUGCUGUUGAUGAGAAAAAUCAUGUGCCGGCUGAUCUGGUCAACAGCUCGCCAUUGCUCCAUAAGGAUAAGCAUCUAGAACUACGUAUCGAGUUGGCGCGUAUUUGA